CGCUCCUUCGAGUUUAACGGUCGCGAGAGGCUGCUCGCCUGACCCGGACAGCAGCAGUGAAAGCGGCGGCCAGGCUGGAGAAGCAUCAUUGAAUUUCAAGGAUCCCUGUUACCUCAGCAGGAAGAUGGGUGAUCUCCCCUGAGAGCUGGUGCUUCCCUGGACUUGCUCUGAAGCUUGGGAUUUCAUGUUCUGAAUGUUAGUGACUGAAAAUGCCUGUAGACGAUGAAGCAUCUGAAGAUGACUCGGAUUCCAUUACACCAAAUGCUGAAAGAACUUAUGCUUUCAAAUAAAAGAGUCUAACUCUUUCUGCAGACUAUGGAAGAUUCUGACUUGGUGAAAACCCUGCAAAAGACUUCUCCAUCUUCUGUAGACUUUGAUGUCCCAAAUCCUCCCCAUCUCCUUGGAUUGGCCCUAAAUACAAAUCGAAGUAGUCCCCACCUUAGUACAAAUGGGGUAUCCUCUUUCUCAGGGAAGACCAGACCAUCCGUAAUUGAAGGUCCAGUUGAAGUCCUAUCCUCUUUAAUGCAACAGCUACAAAACAGUGGAAAGACUGAUUCGGCACUUUGGAAAAACUGUGAGACCAGGUGGUUACAGCUGUUCAGUUUGGUGGAAAAGCAAUGCCAAGAACAGAUAGUGGCCCAGCAGGAACACUUCCACAGCCAGAUUCAACACAUACAGGAGGAGAUAAAAAACUUAGUGAAGUUACAGACCAGUGACGCUUCCUGGGCUUCCUAUCAUAGUCCACCAAGUAAUCCAGUCUCAUCAGAAAGUCAAAUGGGUUUUUUUUCUGAAACCAGUGAGAGAAAUGAACCUGUUCUCAGUUUUCCCAAGUCAAAAGAAACUGAAAUGCAGCAAGAUUCGCCCCCGUCACAACCAGACUGCAACAUGGACAGCAGUUCAGUGAGCAGCGGCUAUGGCACCUUCUGUGUCUCUGAGCUGAACAUCUACAAAUUGAAAGACCCUAAAGAGUUCAUGGAGCCCGGGGAGGUUCCUGCUGGACAGUACGAAGCCCCUGUGGUGCAGACAGAGCCACUCGAGGAGGGCGGGCAAAACCAGAGUUUAUAUAUGCAGACUGCCGGAGAGCUCAAGGCCUCGUUAAAGGAGGUGCUUCCUGUGUUUCCUGGUGAAUUUGAACCUAAUUUUCUUGGUGAGAAUAAGAUAUCUGAAGUAUAUAGCAGAAAAACUAAUAGUAAAUUUGUGACAUCAUGGGCACAAAAGCUGAAGCAAAACCAGCCAAAGAAAGCACACAUCGGAGAGGAAUGUCCAAGACCUGUGCAAGGAAGUGAGCAAGCCAGGAAGCCAUUCUCCGAGAAAUCUGAUUUCAUGACUGCUACACAGCCUCAUGCGUUUUACCUCAACAAGCCAGAUGAAAGUCCCAAUUCUUGGAUAUCUGAAUCAGGAACAGGUAUAUCUAACACUAGUAAUGAGAUGAAGCUACCAUCACUGAAGGAUAUUUAUGAUAAAAAACAAAGGGAAAGCCAGCAUUUACCUGAGAGGAAUCUCACCUCUGCUUCCACUUCAAGCCAUCCACCUGAGGUACUGACUCUGGACCCAACGCUACACAUGAAGCCAAAUCAGCAGAUGUCAGGGAUUCCGCCACGUGGAUUUGUGAACAUGCUGGAUGACCGAGUUUCCUUCUCACCAGACUCUGUCCUAGAGCCAAGUGUUUCUAGCCACUCUGACAUAGACUCGUUUUCACAAGCAAGCAAUAUCGCAUCUCAGUUAUCGGGGUUCCCAAAGUACCCUUCAGACAUGAAAACUUCCCCAAUGGACUCUUGGAAAAGUCAUGCAUUCCAAAAUGAAAGUAGGACCAGUUCCACAUUCCCUUCAGUGUAUACCAUUACUAGCAAUGACAUCUCAGUCAACACCGUAGAUGAGGAGAGCCCUGUCAUGGUAGCAUCAGCCUCAGUCAGUCAGUCCCAGCUUCCAGGUACAGCCAACAGUGUCCCAGAAUGCAUUUCAUUGACUUCCUUGGAAGAUCCUGUGAUAUUGUCUAAGAUGAGGCAGAACCUGAAAGAAAAGCACUCGCGACACAUAGCAGACCUUCGAGCUUAUUAUGAAUCAGAAAUAAGUAGCUUGAAACAGAAACUGGAAGUAAAGGAGAAUUCCGCAGUUGAAGAGUGGAAGAGAGCCAAUCAGAUCCUUGUAGACAGAUGUGGCCAAUUAGACAGUGCCCUGAGUGAAGCUGCGAGCCGCGUGAGAACACUGGAAAGCAAGAACAGCCUGCUGGAAAUAGAAGCGCUUUUAGGAGAGUAUGAAUCCCUUGGGAAAGAGCACAAGAGAGUGAAGGAUACAUUAAAUACAACCGAGAACAAAUUGCUGGAUGCACACACUCAGAUUUCUGAUUUGAAAAGAACCGUUUCAAAGUUGGAAGUCCAGAUCAAGCAAGUAGAGCAUGAGAACAUGUUAAGCCUUCGUCACACAAGACCCUCACGUGCCAACACGCUGUCAGUUUCCGAUGUCAGCAGGCGCAAGUGGCUGCUGCCGGGAGCCGAGUACUCCAUCUUCACUGGCCAGCCUCUGGACACUCAGGAGAGGAGCCAGGCGGGCAGCCGGUGGGAGGAGGCCUGCAUUUCUGGGUACUACUCUCCUCUGGAAAAAGAUUCUCCACCUGGGGAUUCACCAGCCAGUGUACUGAUGAUAAAACAGAGGGAGGCUUCAGACUCACCCAUCGUGAAAGCUCUAAAAGAACUGGAUGGGGAAAAAAUGUUCAAAACCUGGGGCACCCAGACUGAGAAAGAGGAUGCUGCAAAUAAAUUGGUGAACUGCCGACCAGCGGAAACAGCAGUUGGUGCCUGUCGAUCCCUGGAGAAAUGUGCCCAGCAAAGACCAAAGCGAUUAAAUUCUGCCUCUCAGAGAUCAUCUUCUUUACCACCUUCAAACCGGAAACCAAAGACCCCAACAAAACGAGAGAUUAUGUUAACACCAGUGACUGUGGCGUACAGUCCAAAGCGAUCCCCUAAUGAAAACUUAUCCCCAGGAUUUAGUCAUCUACUUAACAGAAAUGAAAGCAGCCCAGUUCGAUUUGAUAUACUUUUGGAUGGUCUAGAUACUGUUCCUGUGUCUACAUUACGACAUGCCAAUCCAAGGAAACAGCUCCAGUUUCUGCCUGUAGAUGAUACAGAAGAAAAAGCAUCUGGCAACCAUCUUCAUCAGCGCUCCAGCCCAGAACCGCUGGCAGCCGGAGUGAAGAGUUUCCCUGUGCCAUCCGCUUGGGAGAAGACUAAGCCUGGCAGCCCUGAGCAGUGUACACCUGCCUCAGGAGCACCACAUGCAAAUGAUUUUGAAUAUACAUCAAAAAUUAGGACCCUGGCUGAAACAGAGCGAUUUUUUGACGAGCUCACAAAAGAAAAGGACCAGAUUGAGGCUGCACUAAGCAGAAUGCCGGCUACUGGAGGGCGGAUCACUUUGCAGACAAGAUUAAACCAGGAAGCCUUGGAAGAUCGCUUGGAAAGGAUUAACCAAGAACUGGGUUCUGUCCGCAUGACACUCAAGAAAUUCCAUGUUUUACGUACCUCUGCAAAUCUUUGAGAUUUGUAGCCAUUAAACUUUGAGAUGUUUUUGUUUGCACUAAUGUAUGAUUAUGCACUCAGAAAAGGCAAACUAUUUUGUACUGUUUAUAAGCCUUCAAACCGUAGUUUUACAAUCAUGCUAUUCUUUACACUUGCUGUUUUAUACUUCAAAUGGCCACAUAUUUUCAAGAUAUUUUUGUUAUGCUCAGGAAUCUCUUGUAUAUUUUACUAUUUAAAAAGUGUUAUUUUUAAAUAGUACAUGCCUGCAGUUUAUAUCAAGAAUAAGGAAAGUAAGUGGAGCAGCAGCUCAUUUUGAAACAAAUAGUGUUAUCCUUUUACAAUGAACUUUGCACACAAAUUUUAUAAACUUAUUCUACAUUGUAAAUAUUAUUUGGGUUUUUUAAUAAGUGCUGAACAAUAGCUAGCUUUUGUAGCAAUAGACUAAUACAUGCUAAAUGCAAAAAGGAAAAAAAAAACAGUCUGCUCUGGAUUUCCAUUGUAUUGAGGUUAUUAGAUGAUGAUUCACCCCCAGUUGGAAACACUUCUAAGAGUGAAAAUUAGAACAGUAAUAAUGGCUAGUGGAAACCAGUGUGUUCCCCUAUACUUUGUAAAGAAAGGCAAUGAGAAGAGUCUAGGCUUCUGACUUUGUCAUAUACUUAAUAUUUUUAAGAAAAUGUUAAACAUUUGGAGCGCUGUGGCUUCCAUCGUUCUGAAUGUCAAGUUUGGCCCCUCUUGACACAAAGCCCAUCAAGCUUGGUGAGACACAGACGACUCCCCGGGAAGUUGUUAAGAGUAGCCUUGCUUUUUGUCAACUGACAUGGCUUCAGCUGUCCAUUAGUCGUCAUCCAGACAUGUGUAAGCUCUCCUCAUCCCCUACACCACUAUCAGAAAGAAAGAAAGACUUCCUAGUGGGGGCUGGGAGAGCACCAGGUUUUGCAUCAGAACAGAGUCUUUUACUUGCUAGUGGGCACAGAGUGUGUCUGGACAGAGCUUGGUGUCUUGGGUUGUUGGCUGGGCCCUAUCCACAACUUUGGCUCCUGGCUCUGGGUAAGGAGCCCAUGGGCAGGAGGCUCUGCCUGGCUCCAGGAGGUCUGGCAGGUGUGUCUCACAUCUUGGUCAAGUCUGGGUUGCUUCACUGCUCACCUUUCAUUGAAGUUCUGCACAUGGUCAACAGCCAUUCUAAACAUUGGCAGCUUCUGCCCACAUAAAAUACUCAGGUGUUCAGUCUUGACUUCUUGUGCUUCCUCUUGUUCUUUCCUCCUCAUGUGGCUCAUAGUAACAUUGUUAUAAUGAACUAAGCCACACCCAGUUAUUCAAGUAGGGUAUAUUUACAUGCCUUUGAGCAGCAGGGAUCUUAAAUUGUUUCCUUCACCAAAGUCUGCCUGGCAGAGCUCUAGGCCAGGUGCCCAUAGCCAUACCCCCUUAUAGUGGCCAGACCCCGCUACCAGGGGCCCACCUGACCGCUGCUAUUCCCCUUCCCUCCCAUGGGUUCACUGAACCUUUCUUCCAACUCUUGCAACCAGUUGAAGACAAGCCUCAUCAAAAGUAAUUACGCAUUGACAGUCAAGUGCCUCUAUUCUUGUCAUUUUUAUCUUUUCUAGCUCCCCGUUUUUUCGGUAAUCUUCUAGUUAACAGAAAAGAAAAAGUGCAUGUUGCUUAAGCUCCAGCACAGCUUGCAUCAAACCUAGUAUGGGGAUUUGCUUUAUUGAUGAUAUGCCUUCCUUUAAUACACGGCAUUAAGAAUUAUCUUAAACAUGAGGAUAGUUCAUUGUCCCUGGCUUUUAUUCUAAAGUUGCCAUUGAAGAAGAGAUUAUAGUUUUAUCUUGUCAAGUAAUUAUCAUCGCCUUUACUGGCUUCGUCUAAGAAAGGCUUUCAGCCCCAUCAGAAUAUCGUCCAAACCUCUCUCCCAGAAAGCACUUCUCAGUGAUUUAUAAAGUAUGUAAAAGAGUGGAAAUGAUCGGUCGCUUCUCUAAAUGAAUGUAUUUGUUUUUCCUUCUUAGCUCUGACAGGGGAACCAAGGAAAGUUCCCCCAGUUCUUCCCCUUUGGUAAUGCGUAACUUAUGAGCCACCAGCUUCAGAACAACUCAAGGAAAGAAGGUCAUCUUAAAUUGCAGCCCUCAGCCCAGGGAGGGAAGCUGUUUGUGGACCGAUGGGGCUGUGCCUCCAGCUAGGGAAACCCCUAGGGAAUCUUCCACUCUGGCCAGUGGCUUUUCUCAGUCCAGAGAGAAAGUUCACACUCUUGAGCCUCUAAGAAGGGCCCUUAAACAAUUGUUAUGAAAAAUUGUUAUUGGUGCAUUCCAUUUUUCCACCGACUAUUUGAAGCCCCCUCACAUUUGGGAGUAGGGCAACAUGCUUCAGGAGUCCCCCCAAAGUGAAUGAGCCACACUCAAUUGAAGCCGCAGCACAUGACACUGAAGUAGUGGUAGUAUUAGCACUGCACAGUAGCUGGUUACAGCCCAGGCUUCCUGUGACUGGUUUACUAGAAAGUGCUCUUUAGAUUUAUUCCAAGGUAAAGGUUUUAGAAAUAAUUUGGUAAUAAAAAGAAAAGGAAAGUAGGUUGUGUUCUCGGCAAUCUGAUCUUAAAAAUACCUUCUGUCUGAUACUUUGUUAGGUGGUACAGUUUGUGUUCUCACAGAACUCUGCAACAACAACAAAAUGUUUUCUGGACCUUUAAAUGCUCUGCUGAUGUGGGAUCUUUUUUAUAUAUAUGACUGAAAAGAUUUUUUCCCCCAGAACUUGUUGAGGGUAACUUCCAAAACCAUUUUGGUCAUGAAAUUGGUGUUCGGCUAUUUGAUACACAUGUAGGCUGUUUUCUUAAAAAGUAGUUACUGAUGGGAUCGCACACCUCGGGGUGUGGGCACAGGACACAGGGCUCCCUGGAGGAGGUGCUGCCCCUGGGCUUUGGAAGAGCUAUGUGAAGAUCACAAAAUGGUUUGAGAGUUCAGUGACCAACGAAAAGAUGUCUUCUCUUUUUAGCCCAGAAAAGCCAGGUGCUUUGCUGAGUGCUUGUUGAAUUUUGUCCCCUGCCCCUAUAUAUGUCACUUUUCAUUUUAAGCUAUCUCAAAAGCAGUUUUCACAUGCCCCUGUGUGGCAAUCCUUUAAGAAGCUGUAGGAAAUAAAUGUACCCUGGAGCCCUUGAAUCAUCACAAAGGUCAAUCACAUUUAUGCUGUGUCGUGAGUGAGCGAGUGUCAUUAACAAGAUUUUUGGGUCUGAUUAAACUGAUGAUAUUGCACACAUUUUGCUAGAAAUAACUUCCUGCCCUGCUGCAGUUCUCUGUGGCAGUUUGAUAUUAAACUUUACCAGUAUUCGUAGGAUGCUGUUUCCCUUUUGUGUUUUUAUUUCAGUGGUCCCUCACAAUUACGAGGAUUCAAGCCAUGCUACAUUCGCUGAGCAUUCUGUACUAUGCCAUCACUAUAACUACAGCUCUUCAAAGACUGACCUUAUUCACAUUUUACACUGUUAUUGAAACUGACCAACAGUGUGAAACAUUUGCGUUAUAGAGUGCUGCUGAUGGAUAAGCAAAGGCAAAUGCUUGUUGGCGUUGUUUUUCAGUGGACUCAAACCUUGGAGUAAGAUAGUUGUAAGCUCCCUGAGAGCAGACCAUGUCUUUUUCAUUCUUGCACAUAGGCACUCAGUAAACCGGUGUGAACACAAA
Echinops telfairi (small Madagascar hedgehog) is the source of this 7168-nucleotide messenger RNA. RefSeq names its product M-phase phosphoprotein 9 (gene MPHOSPH9). Gene Ontology annotation, cellular component: centriole. Bases 316 to 3531 code for a protein of 1071 amino acids. Lineage: Eukaryota; Metazoa; Chordata; Mammalia; Afrosoricida; Tenrecidae. The transcript has 23 exons. The record is from RefSeq and is a predicted model, not a curated record.